AUGGUCUCUGCACAUAAUUUAUCUUUUAUUGGCUUGGUGGAAUCUAAAAAAGAACUCAUCGAUGAAUUUCUUGUUAGGAAAAUAUGGCCUAAUCUAGAUUUUUCUUUUGAUUUUGUUCCUUUUAUUGGUGCUUCGGGUGGUUUGUUGCUCAUUUGGAAUAAGGUAUUAUUGAAUAAUUUUUCUGUUUCGAAGGGUGCUAGAUGGAUUUGUAUGGAUUUUGCUCAUAAUAAUGCCUUGUAUCGUCAUGUCCUUAUUUGUGCUAGUAACGUGACAUAUGAUAGAUCUUUAUUAUGGCAUGAAUUGAACCACCUUAUGGGUUUUAUGGGUAUCAUUUUUUCUAGUGGUGACUUUAAUGAAACCAUGGCUCAUGAAGAAAGGUUGAAUAGUACGGGUUUUACUGCAUUGAUGCUAGCUUUGCGUGAUUUUGUCAACAACUGUGAAUUGCUGGAUCUACCUCUGCAAGGAAGGCUUUUCACUUGGCAAAACUCUUACUCCAAAUCUCGCAUAGAUAGAUGUUUGAUUUCGGCAACUGCAUGUCCUUUGUGGCCGAAUAUGACCUUAUCUACUCUGCCGAGUGGCCAAUCGGACCAUGUUCCUAUUUGUUUCCGCUCUGAAAAUGGCAUAGAUUGGGGUCUAAAACCGUUUAGUUCGGUUGAUGCUUCGUGGGAUCAUGAUGCUUUUGGUGGUUUUGUCAAUGACAGUUGGAGUUUGGUCUAUGAAAAUUCUCAUAAUCUUGUAGAGCAAUUUGAAGAGGAGAAGACCGAGUAUGGCAAUCUUAAAUUAGCUCUGUGGGAGGCAGAGAAAAGGGUGGAAUCUCUUUUGAUUCAGAAAUCAAGGCUUAAGUGGAAUUUAGAGGAUGAUAAGAACACGAAGUUUUUUCACAGCAUAGCUUCGAAUCACUAUAGAAACAAUUACAUUGCUUCUAUUCUGGUGGAUGGGAUUAUUUAUACUGAGCCUCAGGAUAUCUGUUUUCAUAUCAGAGAGUUUUACUAUAAACUCUAUAGUCGGCAGGAUACAACCGAUUUUGUCAUCUCUGUUUUAAACUUUGCAACACUCAACACUGUGUAG
This is a messenger RNA of Mercurialis annua (annual mercury), 1068 nucleotides long. RefSeq lists its product as uncharacterized. The coding region runs from base 1 to 1068 and encodes 355 amino acids. The record is from RefSeq and is a predicted model, not a curated record. Lineage: Eukaryota; Viridiplantae; Streptophyta; Magnoliopsida; Malpighiales; Euphorbiaceae. The transcript is spliced from 2 exons.